GGGGCGGAGCUCUGAGCGCCGAGGCGGAAGUGGAAGCAGCGCGCAUGCGUAUAACCGACUGAAACCAUCUGCGAAACAGAGCAAGGGCGUGCAGUAACUUAGAAAGCUCAUCUUGUUUUCUGAUCCGUUAAGUACUAAUGUGGCCUAACCAAGGACCCCCAAUGAAUUGCCCCACUGGUCCACCACCCUACAACCCCGCCUACCCCCCUGGGCAUAACCCAGCUAACCCAGUUUACCCAGCUGCACCAAAUCCAGUUUAUCCCCCUGGUAUGAAUCCAGCCAUUCAGCCUGGAGGAAUGCCCUACCCAGGCCCAGGACAGCCCACAUAUCCCAUGAACCCUGGUGCUCCUGGUUUCCCUGGGGGUAACUUCUCUGGUGGGUACCAUCCUGGCCCGCCCCAAAUUCCAGGAGGUGGUCAGUAUAUGCCAGGGUGCUUUCCUGGGGGCAUGGCAGCGGGGUUGGCUGGUGCAGGGGGUGUGAUGGCUGGAUAUAACAUGAACAAGAAGAUGAAGAAAAAGAUGAAGAAGGCCCACAAACACCAUAAGCAUGGGAAGCAUUCCUCCUCCAGCAGCAGCAGCAGUGACUCUGACUAAAAGGCUGAUUUCUCUCACUAAAACUGAAGGGUGGCUGUGUGGAUAAAAGAUUCAAUUAAACCUCUGCAAACUAAUGAAACCUUCACUUGUAUUUCAACAUAUAAAAUUAUAUAUUGAUUAUAUUUGCUCUGCAUAAUUUCAAGCAUUACUGUAAUGUUUAAAUAUGAUACCAAAAACAUUCUGGUUACUGUUUUAUUUCCUUUAUUUUCCCUUUAAUGGGGUCCUGUACAGGAACUGGAGCUGUUAUGAAUUCAUUCAACCUAAAAGUGGAACGUUAUCUGAAAACACAAUUAGAUCACUAUUAAACCACUUCUUUCUCUAUCUUCAGAAAAAGUUAAGUUCCUGCAAUGCAUGUAAUAGGAUGUGAUUUAGUAGUAAUGCAGGGACCAGAUGUAUGUUUACACUUUUUUUGAAAAUGCCUUUCAACCUAAAUGUACAGUAAGUCUGCAUCAGGAUACAAGCUUAGCCAUUUCAUGCUUGAUAUCUUUGGGUAAAACAAUGUGUAAAGCUCUUGAAUGCAAUUAAAAAAAUGAUUGAAACCUUC
Messenger RNA from Paramormyrops kingsleyae, 1137 nucleotides. RefSeq names its product proline rich 13 (gene prr13). The record is from RefSeq and is a predicted model, not a curated record. Lineage: Eukaryota; Metazoa; Chordata; Actinopteri; Osteoglossiformes; Mormyridae.